Molecule: messenger RNA, 6168 nt
Organism: Antechinus flavipes (yellow-footed antechinus)
Lineage: Eukaryota; Metazoa; Chordata; Mammalia; Dasyuromorphia; Dasyuridae
Gene: CFAP65
Product: cilia and flagella associated protein 65
Exons: 31
Coding region: 587-5998 (1803 amino acids)
Source: RefSeq, a predicted model, not a curated record
GGAUGCUCACUAUAACUUUGGAGUCUCUGUGGAGUUCUUCAGAGACUUCUUAGGGAUAUUUAGAAAACUGAGAAGCUACUUGGGACAGAUGGAAAAACAAAAGCAUAGCCUGUAUCAUAGAGAAAAGCCUAGGGCAGUGCUAAGAAUGGAACCCAGACAUGCUGAGUUUCCAAGCCUAGUCUCUCGCUUUCAGAAAGAUGGCUCCUAAGUCACUUAAGAGAGAGUUGGAAUGGAGAUCUGAUCCUGUGUUACUGGGCAAAUGAAAAGGGGAGGGACCUGAGUGAUAUGUAGGAGUGAUACCUAGAGUCAGAAAGAACUUCUGGAGGAAAUUCCUCCAAAAUGAAAAAAAAAAUUAAUGAAAAGGAAGAAAAAGAGGGAAAUUUAAGAGAGAAUAGAGAAAAGGGCACAGAGUGAGUCAAGUAGUUUGACCUGAAAUGGACAGACCUUAUGGAAAGAACAUGGGUUUGUUUGCUAGAGAUAAUAGCUUGGAGAGGGAGCCAGUGAUAAAGUAGAAAAGGUCAUCACCUGGAGAGGAAAACAGUGGGGAGAGUGGAAAGGAUGAAUUAUUGUUGAUCCUAGUUGAGGAAUGGAGAGGAAAUCCUUUUUUUCUUUUCUUUCUUGUAUCCUUCCACUGAAGCAACCAGAACAAGGUCUAGGGACUAUACGAUGUAUACGGAAGAAGCAGAGCAAAGUGAAGAAGACAGUCUUCUGGGGCAUCCAGGUGGCUGAGUCAAUGAUCUGGAGAAAUUGGAUGCUAGGCAAGGAGAUCACCAAGAACUUGACUCUGAAAAAUAUACACACGAAAACCCAGAAGCUGAAAUACAGGCUUCCCAGCACUAAAUUCUUUUUCACAGUGUACCCACAGACCAUCUUUUUGGGCCCCGGGAUGUCCUUUACUCUUCCUAUAAUCUUCCGGCCCUUGGAAGAGAAGCAGUAUUUGGAUCGUCUAUGUUUUGAAAUGGCAGAAGGUGAGUUUUCAGUGGAGCUUAAAGCCAUUCUGCCUAUCCACCAGUUAUUCUGCCCCCCAUCACUGCAGUUGCCUCUGUGUGCUGUGUCUGAUACCUCUGAGGCCUGGUUCAAUCUAUGCAAUGUGGGGGACAUGCCCACCUUCUUCACAUGGGAUUCCCCCAACCCAUUUCACAUAUUACCCACCACGGGAUUGUUGGAGCCAGGCUCAAUAUGCCAGAUCAAGGUUUUAUUCCAGCCUCUUGUGGCCCUCAUCUAUGAUAUCCAGGCCAGCUGUUGGUAUGGAGAAGCUGGUGAGCAGAAAACUGUCAUCCAACUCCAAGCUGUUGCUAAAUGCUGCCAGCUGCUGGUAUGUAUAAACAAGGACGAGCCUGAGGAGACUGAGCUAACCUCUCACAAGGAAGUGAACUUUGGUCCUGCCCCAGUGGGCUACACUACGAAGAAGUGCAUCCAGCUGAUUAACCCAUCUGUGGUGAAUGCCCCAUUCCAUAUUGAGGUGAACCGGGACUUGUAUGAGGACGACCGCGUAUUCACCUGCCCGAUCGCUCGCGGGGUGGUGUUCCCUGGGGAGCAGAUGUGGCUGUCGCUGUUAUUCCGUCCUCAAACUGUGGGUCUUCAGAGCGUGGACUACCUUAAAAUUUUACCCCCUGGGAACACCUCUGAAGUCUCCCUCAAACUAAUUGGCAUAGGUGCAGGCCCUGCUGUGUCCUUCAACCAUUACUGCGUUGAUUUCUACUGGAUCAGCUUAGGCAAGAGUGCCACAAAAUUUCUGACGAUGCAAAAUGCUGCAAAUUGCCCGGCUUACUUCAUGUUUGAGAUUGAUAACCAAGAGAGUGUUUUCUCCCUGGAGCCUCAAAGUGGGCUCCUGGGUGCUAAUGAGAAGAAACUGGUGACUGUCACCUUCCAGCCCACCCACCCUAUCAUCUGCUACCGAAGAGUAGCAUGUUUGAUCCACCACCAGGAACCUCUGUUCUUGGAUAUCAUUGGAACCUGCCACUCUGAGAGUGCCAAGCCAGCCAUCCUGAGACCCCGACACCUUAAGUGGUACCGUACCCACAUGGCACGGGGGUUGAUACUGUUUUCACCAGACGUAUUGGGCAUCAUGCUGAAGGAGAAUAAGCUCAUUCGGGAUGAAGAUGGAGCACUCAUGCUGCGCCAAGAGGACCCUCAGAAGCCACUCCCUAUAAAAUAUCCAGAUAUUCCUCCCUUCAGUGAAUAUUUCCUCGAUGGUACCGAUGACACAUCCAUCUUCCUUCCAACGAUCGGCAUAGAGCCCCUUGUAGUGAACUUCAACAGGUGCUCUACUUUGGGGGAACCCGACCCCUUCCCACUCUGCCUGACCAAUUAUACCAGAGGCAAGAUUACAGUCGUCUGGACUCAUCAAGCCAACAGUCCCUUCCAGGUUGUACCUGAGGUUGUGGACAUCCCCCCACUCAAGAAGACAGUUGCCCGUCUGCACUUCCAGCCUCAGUACCCCAACAAAGUCUAUGCAGCUGAACUCGAGGCCUUUGCCUACUACAAGGUACUAAGAAGCUAUAACAACAUAGAGGAAGACUGCACUUUGUUUCCAUCCUGGUGUGUUAGACUGAAGGCCAUGGGGCAUACCUACGAAGUGAACAGAGAGCACAAUUUCCCUCGUUAUACCUUAGAUGUUCCCAAGCUCUUCCCUGCAGUAUCUUCCAAAAGUACAAGUUAUCGUACCUUAUUGCUCUACAACAGCGGAUCUUUGAUGUUCACCUUCAACCUGAUGCCAAAUAGCAGUCCAGACAUCACAUUCCGACCCACCACAGGCUUCCUCCUUCCUGGGGCCUGCCAGAUCUUCCUCCUUUCCACCUGCCCCAAGGGGGUCCCUUGGAAACAGCACCCAUUAACCCUGCAGUUCAACUUCUGUCCCAAGUACAUCAAGGACAUCAUGAUGAUGAGCCGGGAAGAACCACUACAGCUUCAACUGGAGUCUGGCAAAAUCCUCUAUUUCAAGCCUACUUAUGUGGGAGGCUCCUCCACCAGCCCCUUUGCCAUCCGAAACACCACACGCCUGACCCUGUCAUUUGAAUGGAGGUACGCCUACCACAACAGCAAGGUGGUGUCUGUCCAGCCUUCCAAAGGUAUCAUCUUGCCCAAUGAAGUUAUGAUUCAUACAUGGACCUUCACCCCCUCUUAUGAAACCAAGUACCUGAUUCGGGUUGUCCUGUGGGGAUGGGAUGCAAGAGUUUCUUCUGGCUAUUCUCCUUCCCCAACAACUCACUACCUCCUUCGAGUAAUUGGGGAGGGCAUUAAGGGCUUCAUUACUGCAAAAGAAAAAGAGCUGGAUUUUGGGAAUGUGCUCGUGGACAGUGAGCAGAGGAAAGACCUGGUCCUGCUGAAUAAUGGGAACUGUGCCCUUCCCUACCGCCUGUUUGUGGAGCAGACAAUGAAAGGGCCUUGUGAUCCAGAAGAGGUGGAAAGUGACCCAAUUGCUCUGAAAAUGGACAAAAUGGAGGGAACGCUGCCUGCCCGGUCACAAGAAACCAUCUGCCUUACCGCCUGCCCCACUCGGCGCCUACAGUACAUUUGGACCAUCAGAUACUCCAUCCUCACCCGUGAUGAAAGUAAAUAUAGAGCUAAGGAGGUACUAUGCAAGGUAACAAUGAUGGGGGUGUACCCAACCCUCUCAAUUGUGGAUGCCUGUGCAACUGGCAGUGCUGGGGGCAUCACUCGCCAGCAUUUAUGGCAGCUCCUCUCCUUAGAAACUCUCAACAACUACCUGGAGCGGGACCCCACCUCCUGGGAACUUACCUAUAAGGUGCCCACCCGACACAGCACAAACAGGAUUCCCUCCUUCUUCACUCCUUUGAGGCUUGAUUUCAAUUUUGGGGCUUCACCCAUUGGAUCUGAGCCUUCAGUGGUGUUCCUGUUGCUGAAGAACAGUGGCGUGGUACCUUUGAACUGGGCUUUCCUCUUCCCCAGUGACCAGCAAAUUGAUCUGGAGUUCUGGGCAGAAAGGACAGAGUUAGAUUUUGCUGAGUUGCAUCAGAUGCGUGUUCAGGACAACCAGAUCUUCUCUAUCACCCCCAAGUCAGGAAGUCUCUGUCCUGGGCAAGAGCAGACAGUAGAACUCAUACACAGUCAUGUCUUCGUUGGUACUGAUCAACUGCCUGUGCUGCUCAAAGUGUCCCAUGGCCGGGAGAUUCUGCUGAAUUUCAUAGGAGUGACAGUGCAGGUAGGAGAGAAGUAUGUCCACUUCACAUCCACCAGUCAUCGAUUCACCCCAGUUGCUAUUGGCACAGCCCUUCCCUCACGUCAGAUUUAUGAACUAUAUAAUGGCGGUUCGGUGCCUGUCUUAUAUGACAUCCAGUUGGACCCUCUAUGGGAGGUCCAAAGUAAAAAUUUCCAGCACCCCAUCUUCCAGUGCCUCAAUCCCCAUGGAGACAUCCAGCCUGGCAAGACUACUCAGGUCUAUUGGAUCUUCUCACCGAUAGAAGCCAAGACUUACACUGUGGAUGUCCCGAUCAACAUCCUGGGUUGGAACUCAGCCGUCGUCAGGUUCGAAGGCGUGGGCUAUGACCGUUUCGUUAUGGGAAAUACAGCCCCAUUCCAUACUGUCACCAACAAUGACCAAACUCCAAUGGACACCAAAUUAGUUAUACCUGGCCAGGUUGUAUUCCUAUCUCAAUCUCGAAUUUCCCUGGGCAACAUCCCAGCACACGCCAGGUGUAGUCGUCUCAUAUUUCUCAACAAUGCCUCAGAGAAAGAGAUUGUCAUCUUCUCCUGGGAUCUGGGAUCAUCAAAUAUAAUAGAUAAUGUGAUACUGAAGGUGUCUCCCAUGAUGGGAGUGGUGGCUCCUGGGGAAAAUGUCCCUUUUGUGGUGACCAUGAAGGCCUCACAGAACACCUGUUUCUACAGCUUUGACCUGAUCUGCAAGAUUUACCUACAGAGAGCCCUGACCCAGUAUGAAGCAGAAUUGCAGGCCUGGGAGAAGGAAAAGAACCGGCAAGAAGUUGAGUUCACAAUCACAGAAACAAAUUUGGAGGGACUACCUGAGUUCUUGAAAUCCAGUUCAUCCUGUACAGCGUGUGGCAGGAAGUAUAAGACCUUGCCCCCUAUCCAGAAACAACCACCCUAUACCCCACCAGUCUCCUGGAAACUGAGGAGCCCCAAGCCCAGGCCGAUCAGGCUCUGUCCUGAGGCACCCAAGCCCUGCCUGCUGUACUUGGGCCUCACUGCUCGUGCCCAUAACUUGGAUGACUUCGAGUCGAACUUCUACACUGAACUCCCUUGCUACUUCCUCUACCUGCCACUCAAAGAGAAGAAAAAUGAGGGUGAAUCGAUGAUAUCGGAGGAUAAACCUGAACAGGUUCCACUUUCUAGGCAGGCGAAGAGGAUUGUGACAGAUAUUCUGACCAUGGUUAUCAGGAGCUUACUGGAAGACAGGAAGUUCCAUGAAGAUGUGGAAAAUGCCCUGGUGGAACCCAUUCCUUACUUCAGCCAAUUCUGGAGUGAGGAAUCAUCUCAGAUGCCAAAAAAGAAAAGUAGUUUGGAUCGUGUAUCUGAUAACUCCAUCUUAUGUGAGGGAGAAGAGGAGGGAGAAGAUGAAGGUAAAGAGGAUGAGAUGGGAGAUGAAGAAGAAGAAUCCUGGGAUAAGGGAAAACUGUUUGAGUCUCUGGAGGAAAGUAUGUCUCAUCAAAGCAUCAUACAGAAAAGGUCUCUGCAUCACUUGCUAUCAGAAGGAUUGAAUAGAAUACUGGAGGAAGAAAAAAGCCGUAGGGAAAAGGAAGCAAUCUCCCGGCUGCCCAGCUUCCUGAGUCUUCGCCAGUCAGUGCUGGAAAACAUGAUCCAGAACAUCAUGAUCGAGGCCAGCCGCGGGGAGGUGGUGCUGACCACGAAGCCCCGAGUCAUCGCCCUUCCUCCGCCCACGCAGCCCCUCACGAACAACUUGCCCAGUGAGCAGAUCCCAGAGUCGAUCCCCCGGCGCCGAAGCUUCGGCUCCAUCUCAGCGCCUCUGCCCCAGAUGCACGUCUUCCCGAAGCAAUCCAUCUCCGAGGUGGUGGUCUAGGCUUGUCCAGAGCCGGGGCCAACUGCCUGUCUUCGUGUCCUUCCAUCUCCCGGCCCUGCAGCAGGGGGUCCUGUGCGCUCCAGGGGGAAAAAAAGUUUGCCAGUCACUCCCUAGGCUUCAACCAAACCUCUCGGUCCUGUGCUCUUGCAGUAAAAUCGCACCUGGAGUCA